Messenger RNA from Emiliania huxleyi CCMP1516, 597 nucleotides. RefSeq lists its product as hypothetical. Gene Ontology annotation, biological process: negative regulation of translation; proteasome-mediated ubiquitin-dependent protein catabolic process; protein polyubiquitination. The record is from RefSeq and is a predicted model, not a curated record. The transcript has a single exon. Lineage: Eukaryota; Haptophyta; Isochrysidales; Noelaerhabdaceae. Gene Ontology annotation, molecular function: translation repressor activity; ubiquitin protein ligase activity. The coding region runs from base 1 to 597 and encodes 198 amino acids.
AUGGCGGGCCGCCUAGGCGCCGAGGCGAGUGGUGGCGCCGAGGCGAGUGGCAGCGCCGAGACCGCCGCCGAGGCGGCGGACGAGGACGAGGAGGCGCAUGUGCUGCAGCUGCCAUCGGGCAUCGCCGCCGACGCGACCGAGUGCUUCGUCGUCGACGGCUCGGCGCACGAGGUGCACGUGUUUAGCACAGCCGACGGCUCCCGCCUGCGCCGCCUCGGUCAGCGCGGCACGUGGCCCGGCCAGUUUGAAUUCCCGUGGGGCGUCGCGCUGUGGCGGCCGCCCGGUGCGGGGUCCGGCGGCGCGGCCGAGCGGCGGCUCCUCGUUGCCGAGGGCGCGGCGAGCGGCGGGCGGCGCGGCCGGCUGCAGGUGCUCGACGCGGCCGACGGCGCGCACCUGCAGACCCUCGUCACGCCGAGCGCUGGCCGAUUGAGUGGGGUGUGCGUCGACGCCGAGCAAGCGCGCGUGUGCCUCGUCGACCACUCGGCCAAGGCGGUGCGCGUGCUGGCGCGCUGGGAGGCGGCGGACGCCGGGGCGGCGAGCCGGCCGAGGGAGCCGUCGACCAGCGAGGCCGGCAAGCCAGAGGUCGGCAUCAGUUAG